AUGUCCUCGACCCGCCGUCGUAGGUCUCCCACACCACCAUCUAGGUCCCCAUCACCUCCACCCAAUCCGGCAUAUAGAGGUGUGGUCCACGAGCUCAGUUACAAAGUCCCAAUAGCCGAGUUCUUGUCUUCACUCUAUUUGGAAAAUGGUGUCCUACAUUUCCAACUUAUGAACCAUGAUCCUGCCCUGUCCCUAGAUCAAAUCAACGCUAUAAUUGGCGCCCCCACAGAAAGCACCUUUAGCCCCAAUGACCCAAUCCUAGGAUAUAGUGAUCAUACGUGGUGGAAUGGCCUUACGCAUCAACAUCCCUAUGCCUCAAGUUCUGCUAAAGCCUCAUCUCUCAUCCACCCUAUGAUGAAAGUGGCUCAUAGGAUUAUUGCUUCACUUGAUGUCCCUAGAGAAGAAAGAAGCACCAUUUGUGCUCUUGAGCUUAAAAUACUCUAUGCGAUGGCCCACCCGGAUGAAAACCCUGUUCCUCACUAUGGCUUAUUACUUUGCAACAAGCUCACCCGCCUCAGCACUUCACAGUCUAGAAAAAUUUAUUGUGGCGGAAUUGUCAGUUUGUUUUCUAAAACUGCUCCAGUCCGGGACCCAUAUACCGGAAUUCACCAUCCUCUGCCCGGUGACCCCUACCUCACCACGACAGUACUCGAGAGCAUGAGGAUGUUUCGGGCAGAGGACGGGAACCACAAUUGGACUAUGGGCCAAAACCAUGACCCAAAGCUCCUCAUCACUCCCGAAAAUCAGAACAUCCUUUCCCUCAGGCGGCCUACUAACUUCACCGACUGCAAAAUCACGCCUUAUCUUUUCCCCAUCUCCUUCUUCGAGGAGGAAGAUAAGGAAGGUGAAGAAAGUGGAAAGGCUGAUAAUAGUGGCAAGGCGGCACCACAAAAUUCUCCUCCUAUGGGUGGAGCCAGCUCAUCCCGUCAUGCUGGGCACCCAUCAUAUCACCAACAAUAUAUGGAUCAAUUCCAAUCGAUCCAUACCCGCCUCGACACUUACCAUCAAGAACUCACGAACCUAACCCAAAGUUUUUCCUCCUUCACCACUCAAUACGCUUAG
Lactuca saligna is the source of this 1062-nucleotide messenger RNA. Lineage: Eukaryota; Viridiplantae; Streptophyta; Magnoliopsida; Asterales; Asteraceae. The record is from the annotation of a GenBank genome assembly.